AGCCCAAAAGGCCCAAAAAGGUUGCACACCACCGCCUCAAUCGGUGCUAUAUGCAUCCAUUGUGAUUACGGUUGACACAACACAAAGGAAAACGUGAUGUGAUGUGAUGUGAUGGAGUCUACAAAGGAACAAUCUGGAAUGCUGCACAAGAUCCUACCUCCACGUCUAGAAGAUGCCGGCCUCGAAGAUCCUGCCCUUCCACCCGAUUCCAUCCACGAAGCUUUUCUGAAGGCCGCCGCCGCCGUCAAAUCACGCGCCGCCUCCAUUUUCUCCUCCACCGACGACGACAACGACGGAGGUUGCGUCAGCGACCCGUGGCCCAGCGCCAAGGACGCCUCCGAUGCAGUCAUCGGAGUCGAAUCGGAAAACGAACCGCCGGGAUCCUGCAUCGUAGAGAGGGGAGUCGAGCCCGUCGCCGACGAAGUCAAAGUUGCUGGUGAAGGAGGCGACGCCUCCGCCGACGUGGUGGUGGAGGGAGGAGACAAAUUAGGAGAGGAUGUGGAAGCGUGCGUUGAUGAGUUGCAAGGGUUGGAUAUCAAGGAUGUGAAGAAAGGUGGAGAAGAAGAUGAUGAAGAAGAAAACAAGAAACCUACCUUGGUUGAAGGCUAUGUGUGAAAAAAGGGUUAAAUCUUUAUGUUCUUGUUCUUUACCCACUUGUACUAGUAGUUUUCUGUAAUAAUCUUUUAAGUGUCUUAACGUUUGUAAUAUGAAGAAAGUUUCUUCAAUGUUCAUAAUCAAUGCCUUCGUUUCACAUAAUCUAUAGUCUUUUUGUAUUACUAUAUAGCUGGCUAAUAUGCUCAUAUUUUAUGAGCUUUUAUUUAGUUAGUCCAAUCUGCUAGAAUCACAUUGUAAGGCUUGUUUUUUGUGUAUGAGAAAAAAAUGUUUGAUUCAGGA
This is a messenger RNA of Glycine soja, 894 nucleotides long. RefSeq lists its product as uncharacterized. The transcript has a single exon. The record is from RefSeq and is a predicted model, not a curated record. The coding region runs from base 112 to 615 and encodes 167 amino acids. NCBI's taxonomy places the organism in Eukaryota, Viridiplantae, Streptophyta, Magnoliopsida, Fabales, Fabaceae.